Passer domesticus (house sparrow) is the source of this 5908-nucleotide messenger RNA. It is a transcript of the gene SOX1, whose product is annotated as SRY-box transcription factor 1. Lineage: Eukaryota; Metazoa; Chordata; Aves; Passeriformes; Passeridae. The transcript has a single exon. Gene Ontology annotation, molecular function: DNA-binding transcription factor activity, RNA polymerase II-specific; RNA polymerase II cis-regulatory region sequence-specific DNA binding. Bases 17 to 1135 code for a protein of 372 amino acids. Gene Ontology annotation, biological process: anatomical structure morphogenesis; positive regulation of transcription by RNA polymerase II; cell differentiation. The record is from RefSeq and is a predicted model, not a curated record.
UAAAAAAGCUAUUUGAAUGUACAGCAUGAUGAUGGAGACGGACUUGCACUCCCCUGGCGGAGCCCAGGCCCCCACGAACCUCUCGGGGCAGACCGGAGCGGGAGGCGGCGGAGGAGGCGGCGGCGGCGGGGGAAACAAAGCGAACCAGGACCGGGUCAAGAGACCCAUGAACGCCUUCAUGGUGUGGUCGCGGGGCCAGCGGCGGAAGAUGGCCCAGGAGAACCCCAAAAUGCACAACUCGGAGAUCAGCAAGCGCCUGGGGGCCGAGUGGAAAGUCAUGUCGGAGGCCGAGAAGAGACCGUUCAUCGACGAGGCGAAGCGGCUGCGAGCGCUGCACAUGAAGGAGCACCCGGAUUAUAAAUACCGGCCCCGGCGGAAGACCAAGACCCUGCUCAAGAAGGACAAGUACUCGCUGGCCGGGGGGCUGCUGAGCGCCGGCUCGGCCGGGGGCGGCCCGGCCGGCGUCGGCGUGGGCAUGGGCGUCGGCGUCAGCCCGGGCGGCGUCGGGCAGCGGCUGGAGAGCCCCGGCGGCACGGCCAGCGGCGGCUACGCGCACAUGAACGGCUGGGCCAACGGCGCCUACCCGGGCUCGGUGGCGGCGGCGGCGGCGGCGGCGGCGAUGAUGCAGGAGGCGCAGCUCGCCUACAGCCAGCACCCCGGCAGCGGGGGGCACCCGCACCACCCGCACCCGCACCACCCGCACCACCCGCACAACCCGCAGCCCAUGCACCGCUACGACAUGGGUGCCCUGCAGUACAGCCCCAUCUCCAACUCGCAGGGCUACAUGAGCGCCUCGCCCUCGGGCUACGGCGCCCUGCCCUACGGCUCCCAGCCCCACCAGAACUCGGCGGCGGCGGCGGCGGCGGCGGCAGCGGCGGCGGCCGCCUCCUCGGGCGCGCUGGGCGCCCUGGGCUCGCUGGUGAAGUCGGAGCCCAGCGUGAGCCCGCCCGUCACCUCUCACUCGCGGGCCCCGUGCCCCGGGGACCUGCGGGAGAUGAUCAGCAUGUACUUACCGGCCGGGGAAGGCGGGGAUCCGGCGGCCGCUGCCGCCCAGAGCCGGCUCCACUCCCUGCCCCAGCACUACCAGAGCGCCAGCACGGGGGUGAACGGCACCGUUCCCUUGACGCAUAUCUGAGCCCCGCCAGCACCGGAGCGCCGGAGCAGGCACGGACGCGGGCACCGGCUCGGCCGCCGCCCCGGCCCCGGGCCGGCCUGCAGGACUGCGCGCCCCGCCGCUGCCGCCGCACGCUCAGCCCCGGCCCCGCGCCGCUCCUGCCCCGCUCCCAGGUUCCCCCCUCUUAUUUUUGCCUCUCGCGCCCCUUCCCUCCCGCCCUCCCCGCCUCUCUCCUUUUUUUUUUUUCUUCCUUCCUUUUUGUACAGAAAUGUUUUGAUGUUCUUGUAAUAAUAAUAAUAAAUAAUAAUAAUAAUAACGAGAGAGAAAAAAGGUAACGGUUGCUUUACUUACCUUUUUUUUUAGAAGGACUAGUUUAUGAAACUAGUUUUAGACUGAACUUCUGCGUUUUAUCGAGACUUUUUGUACAGUAUUUAUCAUUCACCCAAGAGACAUAGAGCGUUUAUUUGCAAAAGAGGAGAAAGAGAGCAAGGGGGGAAAGUGCGGCGAAAAGAAAAAAUAUCAAUAAUAAACACACAAAGUUGUAGGUGAUGCCAACUUUUAUACCGCGCGGAACCGCUACGAUUUCAGUCACGGAUCGCUUCUUGCGAAGAUUUUUUUAUUGACUAAUUAACUCGAAGUUGAUGAGGAAACAGUUCUCAUUUAUUACUCAUGUACUAAGACAAAUCCAAAAGAACACUUAAAAGUUUUUGUAGAUAUUCUCGAGGGCUUUUCGGGUUGGGUUUUUUUUUAGUUACUUGUUUGUUUAUUUAUAAUUUUUUGUUAUUGUUGUUUUGUUUUGGAAGCUCCAUUUUUUUUUCCGGGGUUCGUAAAACUUUAUUGUAUCUGGAUAUUUUUGUUUGUUUGUUUCUCUUUGAUUUUUGUUUUCUUUUUGUAUCAUUUCUUGUAAAUGCAUUGUGAAAUAAUUUUUAUUUAGGCGGCACGAAGGAAAUCAGAUUGUGUAUAUAGUUUACUAAAAAGCCUUUCUGCUAAACAGAAAUCCUAAGGAUGCGGUCCUCUUUUUUUCUGUUUUGAUUAAAUAAAUUUCAAAGCGGAAAAAGUCACCUAUAUAAAAAGAAAAGCUAACUGGCAAACAUAGUGAUGUUUACCCUGGUAAGCCUGGAAACACAGCAGGGAAACAGAUUUUGGGAAGGAAGUUUUAAGCAGCAGCGGCAAACAGAAUGAAGUGCAAUCUGCAGUAAAUGUCGAUGUUCCCUAACCUGUGUAAAUCAGAAGGGGUGAAGGUAGAUUUAUUUUAAUACUCGUUCCUUGCUCCAAGGGAAGGCAGUUUAUUGCGUUACUCUUCUAGCCGUGACCGUUCAUUUUGUGGAUUUUAGGGCUGGGCUGGUGGUCCGGACCUUGCCGGAGCCUUGACUUUUCCCCUGGGGGGUGACCGGGCGCUGCCCGCCCCUCUCGGCCGGGCCCCCCCUCGGCCGGGAAUUCCCGGCGGCCCGGGGACAGCCGCGGCCCCGGGAGCCGGGAGGACACCGGCCAGCGCGGCGCUUCCCCCUAACUAACACCAUGGAAAGUGAAAGGGCUUCUUUUUGCGCGUCCCGAAAAGAGAAGCGACCUCUAAAGCUCACGCCCUAGAAGCAGUCCCAUCCGCCCGGAGCAUUCCGGGGGGCGAGCGGCAGCGGCGGGGUCACACCUUUCUCCCCCUUCCCCAUCCCCCGCCCCCCGUUUUUAGCGACUGGUGCGAAAGCUGUCGAGCAAAACGAUGCGUGUCAUUUCAUUGCAGAAUGUUGUUUAUUGCUUCGAGAUCUAAUUUAAUUUUUUUUUCUAGCUGUUGAGAGAUACUUUUCUAUAUGUUAGAAUUAAAAGUUUGCUGUAAACUACUGUAGCAAAUGAAUUUUUAAAGUAGUCAUAACUGCUUAAACGAAAGGAAAAAUAAUUAACUUUCAGGACUUCAAUGUCGAUCCCAGCAGGCUGUAGGACUGUUCGUCUUUUAGCUCUGGUGAAUAAGUACUGCAUCCGUCCAGGAGUGGGGAAGUUUUAGUUAGCUAAUGAGGAGCGGGUUUGGUCCGUCUUAGCGAUUGCACUUCUAUAAUGCUGACAUGUCAAUUGACAUACAUAACUCUUCGGACUCCUGUCGAUAAUUUUGUAUGAAUCUCAUACUGAACGCAAAAUUUUCAUAGAGGCUGUCCAUUGAUUUCAGCCCAAAGUUUUGGGGUUUUUUUUCCCCUUUUCUUAACUAUUCGAGCCUUUAUUAAAAUGGAGGAGUGUGAGGGUUCAGACAGUCAGCAGACGACUUUUGGAAAUGCUCAGCGACCAAAGAGUGCAUACAGAAAACAGGAACCUGUAGGAAACUUUCUGUGGUGUUGAUCGCCUCCAGCCACCGUCCUAGAUGAGAUUUUAAAAAUACCUUUAGGUAUGCAGAUUAAGUUGGGUACCUGUUGAAUUGUUUCUUGAAACGUGUUGUCCUUCAUGUGCAUAUACUCGCAAAUACCUGUACACACCAUAGAUAGCAUCGUGACAGAAGAGAAGUGUGUGUGUGCGUGCACAUGCAGACACAUACACGUCUGAUGAACCCUUGUUACGUUCCUUUUUCUUUAAGGGUCAUAGCUUUUGAAAAUCACAUUUAAUGACAAUGUAGAAUAGAAAAAUCCCAGCGAGACGAUUCUGUAUCGCUGAACGCGACUGAUGGAACAGGAUUGGAGCGGUCAAGGGAGAAAAGCAAGUAAAUAUCUGUUCAUUUGUGUCCAAACAGCAGAAAUACUAUGGGGAAGUGCUUUAAAAAAUUAUAGCUCUCUGAAUUAGCUCCUUUUAAUGAGUUUUCCCUCCUACCAUCACAAUUUAGCGGCUCAAUGGCGUUAUGCCUAGAAUAAUAGGAAUACCUGCACUUUCAACACAAGGGGAUUAAAGAGACCCAAUGUCGGCUAUAUUCAAAUAAGCUUCAAACACCCUCAGCCCGCCUUUCAAUGUAAUGAAGUUCGUUCUGCAAAUGUCCACCCCCCCAAAAAAAAAAAAAAAAAGCCCAAAAAAGCAAACCUUCGCCAAAAACAAAACAAAACAAAAACAAAACAAAACCAAACAAAAGAAAAAGAAAACAAAAAAAUCCGAGCAACCAAAAAAAAAAGUAAAAAACCCCAUCUCCUCGAAAUACCAAAAAACUAUCCACCCACCCCAUUCCCUUGAGAAACCAUCGGGGUAGAAUUUUUUUUACUGUUCAUGGUCUAUUGGUUGGUUUGGCAGUUCAAUUUAAUUUGAGUUAAACUUCACAUUUGGGUAUUUAAACAAAACAACUUUCCUAGGCAGAUGAGUUGGGGUUAGGUGCAGUAACAUAAUUAUGUCUUCGGGCUUUUUGCUAUGAGAGUUAUAUAUAAGAGAAUAAUUGAAUAUGCAAAACUAAGAAUAGGUUUAAGCGAUUUAUGGUUUAAGUACAUUACAUCUAAAAUUGUAUGAAAUGUUCCUCCUAUAGCAUGAUUGACAGAGCUAUUAAAAUCACAUAUGUGGAAGAAUUAAAGCAAAAAGUCAUCUCGUUUUCAGUAAAAGGAAGGAAAAUCCAGGGAGUGAGGCGAACGGGAGCGGGGCCGAGGUGCCUUCUUUGCAGUUAGGCUGCGGGUAGCGUGGGGAGCUUGGGGUCAAGGCCCCCCGUGGGCCAGAGCGCAGCGCCGCGGUCACCGCGCUGCCGCGGAUCCCUGUGCCCCGGGAGGCAGGAGGGGCAGGAGGCACACAGAGAUAACAGGUUUGAUCCGCUCCAAACUUCGAGCCGAAACACAAACUUGGCCUGAACUCCACAGCUCUUUUCCCAACGGCUUUUCUGUUUUAAAAAACAUUUCGCCCCCCCCCCCCCCUUCCUCUCCAGCGUGCGUGGCUCACUGAGCUCGUGGGAGUGGCGCUGGGCCCCGGGGAAAAGCCGCUCCCUCCAGCUCCACUCCCCCGCGCCCUCAGCCGGAGUCACAUCGCAACAAGCCCCGGGGGGAGCACCGGUGGGACGGCUCCGAGCCGGGAGGAGGGCACACGAAAUUGUCCAUGAAGAUAAAAAGAGGGACGAUUCCAGAAAUCAGACCCAAGGCGCCCGUAGGGCUACAGCGGGACAAGAAGCUCCGCGAAAUGCUCCUUGGUAGGGCGGGGUGGGGGGUGGGGAGGACCCUCCCUCCCAGCUGCGCCACAUGCAGGCGACAUCAGGCCGGGUCACCUGCACGUCUGACGCGAUUACAGCAUUUUAUUAUUACGUGUAAACUGCCACGGAAGGGGGAAAAAUCUAUAAAAGAAAAAAAAAAAGCACCACAGCAUCACACAGACACGCUCCCCCGCGCCGAAAACCAAACCAAAAGGCUGAUCUCAGCAUUGCUGUAAAGUAAAACGGAGCUAAAAGACGCGAACUGGCAGGUGUCUGCGGGUUUGAUGGGUUAUCUGGACGGGAUGCUCUCCCGGGGCUGGCGCCGACGCUCUCCCACGCCCCACGGUUUCCCCGCCUUUCCCGGGCACUCACCGACUCUCCCGAGCCCCUUUCUGCCCCUCCCUCCCCCUUCCAGCACACUUUCUGUCAGCUCGCCCCAGUGAUCUCCAGAUCUCCCCUUCCCUCCCACACUCAGCAUCACGUGGGGAGCGCCGGGACGGGGCAGUCCCGUGGGGGCGGACAGCGGCAGUGUGUCCCCGUGUCCGUGUGUCCGUGUCAGCGUGCAGAGGGCUGAUCUCCCAGGAAGGGCCCUCCUUGCUAAGCCAAUCCCCCCGGAGUCGUGGAGCAGUGGGCCUGGGGGAUGUUGUUUGUGGGUGCGAGCGGCGGCCCGGGAAGCGAGGUGCCCCCGGUGCCGUCAGAGAGGCUGCGGAUGAAUGAUGCAAGAGGAAAACGGG